Messenger RNA from Paraphaeosphaeria sporulosa, 1050 nucleotides. RefSeq names its product amidohydrolase 2. The coding region runs from base 1 to 1050 and encodes 349 amino acids. Gene Ontology annotation, molecular function: carboxy-lyase activity; hydrolase activity. NCBI's taxonomy places the organism in Eukaryota, Fungi, Ascomycota, Dothideomycetes, Pleosporales, Didymosphaeriaceae. The record is from RefSeq and is a predicted model, not a curated record. Gene Ontology annotation, cellular component: cytoplasm; cytosol. Gene Ontology annotation, biological process: secondary metabolic process. The transcript has 2 exons.
AUGGCCCUUCCACCCCGUGUCGAUGUCCACUCACACUUCCUCCCACCCUUCUACCACGAGGCCCUGCUGGCAAAUGGCCACGAAAAAGUAGACGGCAUGCCCGCCAUCCCAGAAUGGUCCCUCGACGGCCACCUCACCCUCAUGUCCGCCGCCAACAUCACAAAAUCCAUCCUCUCCAUAUCCUCUCCUGGCACGAACCUCCGCCCAAACACUCUCUCUUCAGAAGUCACUUCCCUAACACGCAAAUGCAACGCCUUCGCCGCAGACCUCAAGCGCAGACACCCUGACAAAUUCGGCUUUUGGGCAUCGCUCCCCCUGCCGGAUGUGCAAGCUGCGUUGGAAGAGAUUGAUAGAGCGCGGGAAGAGGGCUGCGACGGGUUCGCCCUCAUGACGAACUACCACGGGUCUUACCUCGGCGAUCCCAUGUUCGAUCCUAUCUUUGCGAGAUUCAACGAGUUGCACGCAAAGGUCUUCAUACAUCCUACCGCACCGUGCAUGCAGUGCUCGGGCGCGCCGACACCGGCGCUACCGUUUGGUGAUGGGUACCCGAUACCUAUCUUCGAAUUCAUCUUCGACUCUGCAAGGGCGGUGAUAAAUCUUUUCUUCUCCGGGACCGUGGAUCGGUGUCCAAAUGUGACAUUUGUGCUGCCGCAUGGCGGGGGCGUGUUGCCGCCGUUGCUUACGCGGUUCACUGCGUUUGGAGCGCUGGUACCGGAGAGUAGGGGAAUCGAUGCCAAGGUGGUACGGAAACAGCUUGGAGAGCAGUUCUACUUUGACCUGGCAGGGACUGUAUUUGAAGGCGAUGAGGGCGUGGUAGGGUCGGGCCAGUUGAAGGCGCUGGUUAGGGGGUUCGAUAUCUCCCAUGAGAGGUUGCUGUAUGGGAGCGAUUUUCCAUUUACGAGACAUGCGUCUGCGAUGAUCCUUGCGAAUAGAAUGAAGGAUGGGCUGGACGAAUUAUUUGAAAAGAAGGAGAGAGACGCGAUCUAUCAGGAAAACGCUGAGAAAUUAUUGCGAAAAGAGACGCUGACGAGAGGGAGAGGGGACCGAUAG